Messenger RNA from Lactuca virosa, 1017 nucleotides. Lineage: Eukaryota; Viridiplantae; Streptophyta; Magnoliopsida; Asterales; Asteraceae. The record is from the annotation of a GenBank genome assembly.
AUGAAAAUGAUGAGUUCAUUGCAGCUUUGGUUUCCUUUGUUGCUGAUCAUCUCUUUGACCUUUGAAUCUCCGGUGGCUGGGCAGCAACAUGCAAUGGAUAUGCCGGCUCAUUCAUCAAGCUGGGAACCAACUCCGAAACCUUUGAUACCAGGUUUACCUCCAUUUCAACUCCCCACUGCUGGACUACCGAAAAGAGUGAGAUGCCUUCUUCCUUUUUUCCCGCUAUGCUUCAGUCUAUGGCACUCGUCCAGUCGACUGCUCAAACCACUGUUUCAUGGAUUGUGUUUCCUGCAAGCCAGUUGCAACAUGCCGGGAGCUGUGUGUCAAGACCCACGAUUUGUAGGAGGAGAUGGUGUCACAUUCUACUUCCAUGGUCGUAAAGAUCAAGACUUCUGUCUUGUAUCCGACACCAACCUUCACAUCAAUGGUCACUUUAUCGGAAAACGAAACCCUAAACUCACUCGUGACUUCACAUGGGUGCAAUCCAUUGGAAUAUUGUUUGACGAUCACGAACUCCUUGUCGGAGCCAAGAGAACGUCAACAUGGGAUGAUAACGAAGAACAUCUUUUUAUGUUUUUCGACAAUACUCCUCUAUCCAUUGAAGGGAAAAACUGGAUUUAUCGUAAUUCAUCUCUACAGAUCUCUAGAACAACCCCGACUAAUGGUAUUGCAAUUGAAGUAGAGAACAGUUUCAGGAUUACAGCCACCGUGGUGCCGAUCAGUGCGGAAGAAUCAAGAGUUCAUGGUUAUAAUAUUACAGAUGACGAUUGCUUCGCUCAUUUGGAUUUAGGGUUUAGGUUUUUUAAUCUAAGUGAUGAAGUGGAUGGGGUUUUAGGGCAGACAUACAGGAGAAAUUAUGAGAGUAAGAUUAAGGUUAGUGCGAAUAUGCCAGUAAUGGGUGACAAACCCAAGUACUUGACGUCGGAUAUAUUUGCUACUGAUUGCCCUGUUUCCCGAUUCGUUAGUCGGAAUGCGAUUCCAGUGUUGGAUUCUGGAGUAUGUAACAAUCACAAAUAA